AUGCCCGCUAAGGCGGCCAAGCGUGAGCAGAAGGGGGCUGCCUCGGCCCCCCCGCCCAUGAAAAGGGCAAAGGCGAAGGCUAAGCAGCCGGAGUCUGACCCUGCUGGUUCGGCAGGAGGUGCGCAGCCGGAGGCGCCGCCGGAGACCAACCAAGUCGUGGGCCCGACGCUGGACAUCAUCACCGAUGCUUUGAACGCCAUCAAGGGGUCGCCAUUCUUCGCCGACCUCGAGAAGAAAAUGCCGCUGACCAUCGCCCAGGGCGGUCGCCAGGCGCCGUUCGUGAAGGAGGAUUGUUCUGAUGCCCUCAGCCGCGGAUCCCCCUACUCAUGUGGGUGCAACCUCUUCUGGCAGAACUUCUUCUGGAGCUCCAGCUACCGCGCCCCUGUGAACAUGGGGCAGGUCAGGGAGAUCGUGAACUACCACCUUAAGAGCCCGCCAAAUGUCUUCCCCAUGAACACCGUCUUCGCGGUGGACAGCUCGGACAUGGGCGUCGCCGAGCACCUGGGCAGUUUGCAGCGCCUCUCACCAAUCGAGCCGCAGCUGGCCUUGCUCAUGGCCAUCGCUGACGCGGUAAAGCAGCAGGCGGAGGACUCCAUCCUGUCAAAGUGGAUGCAGGUCGUGCUUUCGGCGCCAGUGACGUUCGAGGUGGUGUUGCCAGGUGACCUGCGGUAUUGGCGCGCCCAGAACAUUCGGCAGGAGUGGAUCGAGCAUGGGGAGACAGCCCAACUCACCGUGAGGCAAUGGGUGUACGACAUCGUCGGGUUCAAGGCGGCGAAGGAAAAAGAGCUGGAGAAAACGUUGGGCGCCAAGGACGUCAGCGAGCUCUACGAGAAGAAAAUGAAGUAUGCGCGGUCUACUGAAAAAGUGAAACAAACCUUCGUGGAUAACGCAAUCACAGUCCACAAGCGGUUGCUGUCCCUGGAGGCGUCCAAUCGGUGCCUUGUCUGGGCGGACGAGAACCUGAUGAACAAGUCCCCGUGGAAUAGCCUCUACGCGAUGCACGCUGUGGUCGAGCGCGCGUCGACCCCCAACAAGAUCGAUUGGGCGAUGAUGGGCCUCACGGAUCAUUACCGCAUGGCGCCCCGGGGGGGUCAGAACCACCAGGACUUCAUCAACUUAGGCGAGUUCGGUGUCAGCAAGCUCAGGGACUACAGGCAGAGCUACGUUGAAAUCUUGAACAUGAAAUACGACGUGAAGAACGAGCUCUUGUUCAAGUGGCUUCCGCGCACUGGCAUCCCAACCGAACACGUCACAUUGAUGCAAGAGAAGAUGAAUACCUUCGACGCGGUGCGGACGUACGUCAGUUCCUACCCAGGGGGGGUAGUCGAUACCACGUGGCAGGCUCUGAUUAGUGUUGGUGGCAAGCAGUCGGCUGUUUCGGCUGUCACGCUCAUCGAGGAGUUGGUGUACACAACCGAGUUCGACUCUCGCUACAGGAACGCCGUCCAGUCGAAGCUCGAGGUGGCGGAUUUUCUCGCCUACGAAUCGAUCUCCACGCGCAUGAACGAAGUCAUCGAGAUGGUGCGGAGGGAGAACAAUGGGGGGCAUGGUACUACUGACACGCCGGCCGCGGCUGGAAGUGGCACGGGCACCCCUGCAGCUGCCGGGGCUGACAACCCUGCGGGGCAGAUGACCGCAGUGGCGGGCGACAGGCCCGCGGAGUUGAAAAACUUCGACAAGCUGCCAGAGAUGGACAAAACGAGUUGGAACAAAUUCAUCGACAAGCUCAUUCGCACGUACGUUCAGAUCGUGCCCGACCAGAAAACGGCGGCCGAGCUGGAGACCAUGCUCCGGGACUCCGCGCUCGCCACCAUCAAGGGUGACCCCACGGGGCUGGUGCUGUACCACUUCGACGUGAAGCAGUUCGGCGAGCCGCUCACCAGGCCUGAGCUGCGCAUUGCGCCCCUCAGGGAUGGCCCGUGCCACCGCCUCGUGCGGACGAUGCUGAACGCGAGGGCGCCUCAGGGGCAACUAGCCCAUCUCCGCAAUGGGGAGGUCGCAGUGAUUUUGGACGGCGGGCGGAGGGGCAACGCGACCAAGUUGCUCGGGCCGUGGAAGGAGAACACCAUCGAGACGAAGAAGGAUACACCGCCGAGCAAGGGGCGCGGCUGCGAUGAGCCCGACGAUGACGAUGAUAAGGAGGAUGACGACAACAGCGACGCUGAGAAGAAGGCCGGCUUCAAAGCUUCGAUCAUCCAGCUCGCGUACACGGAGGAGAGCCUCAAGAAGCGCCGCAACAGGGUUCACGGAGGCACGGGGAGCUUGCAGCAGGUAGAGUGGGUGCACAUGUUGGCGCACUCGCGCAUUUCGGCCCCUGAGCGGCGCCGCAAGCACUUCGAGGGCAGCACCGCGGGGGAUCUGAUCAACGGCAUCGAGCUCCCAGAGUUGAGCAAGGAAUGGCACGUGACGUGGAAAGACAAAAAGGCAAUAUACGGGAAGCGCAAUCUGAUUGCGGUGGGGGGCAAAACAGAGGGCAUUCAAGGCGAGGCCGAGCGGAAAACCGACUCUACCGUUGUCCCCAUUUCCUACCACGGCAUGCCGCUUGUCUUCUACAAAGAGCUGCUGCACAUGUUCUUUGUCAAAUGCGUCCUCGACAUGACCCCGCUCAACGCGAAAUUCGCGUGGGCUUGUCUCGAGGAGAGGGUCGCAUACGUCGGGGUGGCCUUCGCGAAAGAACACAUGGAGAAAAUCUACCUCCACCUGGCGGAGCUCGUGAAGAGCGCGAUGGCGGAUCCUGGGUCCAAGCUGUUCAACAAGGAGUACGCGAAAGCUGUCGGCAAGGAGGUGGCGCCGACGCCGAAGGUUCUGUUUCGAGUAUUGGUCAAGGCCUUUGGGCUCCGCCGCCUGCGCCACCGCCACCGCAGCUCGCUGCCGACCUCGAGCUGCGGUAGGAGAGGUCUGUCGGGCAAUUCGCCGACGGCAGCGAGCUGCGGCAGGGGCUGGCGGCCCCUGCCGCAGCUCACUGCCGACCUCGAGCUGCGGGCACCGCCGCAGCUCACUGCCGACCUCGAGCUGCGGUCGGCAGUGAGCUGCGGUGCCCUCGGCGACUUGCCCGACAGACCUCUCCUACCGCAGCUCGAGGUCGGCAGUGAGCUGCGGUCGGCAGCGAGCUGUGGCGGUGGCUACCGCAGCUCGCUGCUGUCGGCGAAUUGCGCGACAGACCUCUCCUACCGCAGCUCGAGGUCGGCAGUGAGCUGCGGCGGCGGUGGUGCAGGCGGCGGCGACAGUGGCGGGGUCCUGAAGUUGGGAUCUGAUUUCUCGGGCGUCGAGACGGCGUCCGUGGCCAUGAAGCGCAUGGGCAUCAGUCAUUCCCUCGAGUUCGUGAGCGAGUCUGAUUCGGCGUGCAUGUCAGUCAUCAAGAAGAACCACCAGCCGGCGCACGCGUUCUCGAACAUACUGGAGCGCACGGCCGCGGAGGAGACCUACGCCGACGUGUACGUGUGGACCCCUCCUUGCCAAGACUUCUCUGCUGGCGGCAAACAGGAGGGCGUCAGCGGCGAGCGCCGCACGGGGGACCUGAUCAAGAAGAGCAUGCAGUUCAUAACGAACAAACGGCCCCGCCUGACCAUCUUCGAGAACGUCCCGACCCUCAUGGCCAAAAAGUUCGCCCGCAUCCUCAAGGGCAUCGAGGAAGCGCAGAAGAAGCUUGGCUACGUCGUUCACGUGAAGAAGCUGAACAGCAAGGACUUUGGAGUUCCCCAGUCGAGGGAGCGCGUCUAUGUUGUCGGCGUGCGGCAGGACAGCGAGAUGCAUCCGUUCACGUGGCCGCAGAAGCAGGCGACGCCUCCAGCGACUUCCAUCCUGGAGCCCAAGCGUGCGACCGACGUGGCAGGUCGGCUCCCCAGCAGCGAGCGCAGCCGGGACCGGUACAAGGCCGCCUACAAGAAAGUCUGCAAGAAGAAGACGGGGGUGGACCCGCGCGUGACCCCAGUGAUGGUCGAUAUCGACUGCUCCGAGAGGUUCGCCACGCACGGGAUCAACAUCGCCAGGACCCUCACCAAAACCCGUGGCCAGAACUGA
Molecule: messenger RNA, 4020 nt
Organism: Prorocentrum cordatum
Lineage: Eukaryota; Dinophyceae; Prorocentrales; Prorocentraceae
Source: the annotation of a GenBank genome assembly